This is a messenger RNA of Peniophora sp. CBMAI 1063, 579 nucleotides long. The record is from the annotation of a GenBank genome assembly. NCBI's taxonomy places the organism in Eukaryota, Fungi, Basidiomycota, Agaricomycetes, Russulales, Peniophoraceae.
AUGUCUCGUAAGAGCCGAGUUGACCAGCUGCCCACUAUCUACGAACUCGAGGUCCAACGCCAAAAGGACUUCCCAAUCACCAGUCUGCACGCAGACUACCUAGCGGGUGACGUAGAGCUUGCGAGCGCCUGUAGGGAGCUCUUCACUGGACCUGACGCUGUUCGCCGCCUUCGCGAUGAAUCCGGCCUGCGUUCGUCUGCCACGCCCUCUGAUGUCCACUGGACUCAGUAUAGGCGAUACACGCAUGACCCUUUCGGUGUCUCCGGUGAGGCUGUUGCGCUCACCCUGUACUACCUGGCCGCCAAGAAGGGUCUCAGCGGCAAGAGAAUCGACUUCCUUCGCGACUCGGCCGAGUACGUCUGGGAUUGGAUGGAUGAUGACCCCGGCGUCAGGUGGCAGCUGGACGAAGACGGCGACUGGGUAGGCAACCCGGCGACUGCGCCUGUCGUCUUUCGCGCCGUCAAUCUUGCGUACGAUCUUGAGGAGGAACGCAAUCGAAAAGCCGCGGAGCUCAAAGCCGCGCAGCGCGCUGCCGCGAAGUCGGACCGCAACUCCGACGUCGGGCCAUCUGCUAAGUAG